This is a messenger RNA of Kluyveromyces lactis, 630 nucleotides long. It is a transcript of the gene TSR2, whose product is annotated as Tsr2p. The record is from RefSeq and is a predicted model, not a curated record. The coding region runs from base 1 to 630 and encodes 209 amino acids. Gene Ontology annotation, biological process: maturation of SSU-rRNA from tricistronic rRNA transcript (SSU-rRNA, 5.8S rRNA, LSU-rRNA). Lineage: Eukaryota; Fungi; Ascomycota; Saccharomycetes; Saccharomycetales; Saccharomycetaceae. Gene Ontology annotation, cellular component: nucleus. The transcript has a single exon.
AUGGAUUUACCAGAACGGAUUGACGAAACAGCUUUCGUGGAAGCUGUUGAAGGGAGAUCUAGCUUGCUGUUUCCAGAUGAGAAGCAGCAGGCAAGAUUUGAGUUAGGCGUCUCGAUGAUGAUUUACAAAUGGAACGCCUUGGACGUCGCUGUGGUGAAUCAAUGGGGUGGUCCUGAAUCUGCAGAGAAAAGAGACUGGGUGACAAGCAUUAUCGUUGAUCUUUUCAAGACGGAAAAGAUCGUGGACGUGGAAUUAAUAGAGGAGACAUUAGUGUAUGCUAUGUUCGAUGAGUUUGACACAAAUGUGGAGGAUGAGUCUGCGUUACCUAUUGCUGCAGCUAUUAUUAUAAUAUACAGGGAAUGUGCCCAAGAGAAUUACUCUACUGUCGAACGUCUUUAUUUGAAUUGGAUGGAAAAUAAAGACAAGAACGAUGCCAGUAAGUUGGUCGUCGCCGAAUCUAGCGAUGAUGAGGAAGUCGAUGAGGAAGCUGGGGCUGACGAAGAUGAUGUGAAUAUGGAUGAAGAUGUCCCACAGUUGGUAAAUUCAGAACAUCAGAUUUCGGCACCUGAACCAGUGUUGGACGAAGAUGGAUUCGAAUUGGUUCAAAAGAAGGGUAAAAGAAGAUAUUAA